AUGGCCACAGGCAAGAAAAGCCCUCAUCCGAGUGAAUACCACAAAGUCGCCAUGUAUCGUACUGGUAUUAUCGGCACUGCCCAGGAGCACUGGUUAUUUUUGGCUGCCUUAUUGUUCCCGUUAUUCAUUUGUCACUCUCUCUGCCUCGCUCUGAUUUCGCCCUUGAGGUCCAUCCCGGGCCCUUUUGCUGCCCGCUUCACUAAUCUCUGGUAUUUCGCGAGGUUGUAUCGUGGCAAAUUCGAGACUGAUGCACUUGGGUUGCAUGAAAUACAUGGUAGCCCUCAUCCCCUCGCCUCUGCUCUGAAAGCAAUUUACGGUCAGGUCGCAGCCCCUCUCUUUCCCAAGUCCCCGUCGUACAGACCAGCAGCGCCGCCGGAUCCCUCGAAAUGGACGCUCUUUGCCGACGAAGACAUUCAGCGUCACGCCGCUCACCGUCGCCUUUUCCAGAGCGCGUACUCCAUGUCCUCCCUCGUCACCUACGAAGCCUACGUCGACGAGUGCGCCGACCUCUUCACCCUGCGACUCACCGAGCUCGGAGAGGCUGCUGGACCCGGCGACGAGGAGCAUCUGUCCCCUCCUGACAUGGGCCACUGGUUUCAGUGCUUUGCAUUUGACAUGAUCGGCCUCAUCACCUACAGCCGUCGAUUCGGUUUUCUCGACCGCGGGGAGGAUGUCGGCGGCAUGAUCCGCACAAUCGACAAGGAGAUGGUCUAUUUCACACUGACGGGCGUCUAUCAUUCUCUCCACAAGCUUCUCUUCCCUGUCCGCAACCGCAUAGCAGGCAGUAAAGGAACCGGGCGCACGUACCUCAUGAACUUCACCAACGAGUGCAUAGCCGAGCACCAAAGCCGGCCAGCAGCCGCCUCGACCGAACAGGCCGAGGCGGCGAGGGCCCCGAUGGACUUCUUGUCCAAGUUCUCCCAGAAGCACGCCAGAGACCCGGCGCGCUUCACCAUGUACCACGUCCUCGCCGGGUGCGCCUCCAACAUUGUCGCGGGCUCUGACACGACGGCGACGAGUCUGUCGGGGAUUCUCUACCAUCUGCUGAAGGCCCCGGACGCGUUCGCUCGGUUGAGGGCCGAGGCUGACCAGGUGUCAGGUCAGGCGAGGCAUAUUUCAUGGGCCCAGACGCAGAAGAUGACCUAUCUUCAAGCCGUCAUCAAGGAGGCGCUGCGGCUUCACACGGCUGUCGCGCUUCCGAUGGACCGAGUCGUACCGACAGGCGGCGUGGAGAUUGAUGGCAAUUUCUUUCCCGAGGGUGUACGUCAGAGAUUCCUGUCAUCGAGCCCGCUCCGAGGUACUGACAGCAACAAGACACUGGUGGGGAUCAAUCCCUGGGUCUAUCACCGCAACACGGCCAUCUUCGGCCCAGACGCCCACGCUUUCAACCCGGACCGUUGGCUCACGACUGACGCCAGUCGUCUAAACAUCAUGAACAAGAACCUCAUAUCCUUUGGCGCCGGCGCCAGGACAUGCAUAGGCCGUCACAUCGCCCACCUCCAAAUGGCCAAGCUCAUCCCCCGCAUCGUACGCGACUUUGAUUUUAGCGAUAUCAACAGUCCGAGCAAGGAGUGGUCCACGAAAAACUAUUUUUUUCUGAAGCCAAGCAACUUCAGGACGCUUCGACCCAAGUCGGGGGAGCCCAACACCCCUAGCGCUCAUGAAGAAGGCAACACAACGCCGUACGACAUCCUACGCAAACAGGAGCCGCCCAUCCAGUGA
Molecule: messenger RNA, 1722 nt
Organism: Verticillium nonalfalfae
Lineage: Eukaryota; Fungi; Ascomycota; Sordariomycetes; Glomerellales; Plectosphaerellaceae
Exons: 5
Coding region: 1-1722 (573 amino acids)
Molecular function (GO): heme binding; oxidoreductase activity, acting on paired donors, with incorporation or reduction of molecular oxygen; monooxygenase activity
Source: RefSeq, a predicted model, not a curated record